Messenger RNA from Sorex fumeus (smoky shrew), 392 nucleotides. It is a transcript of the gene PF4V1, whose product is annotated as platelet factor 4 variant 1. The record is from RefSeq and is a predicted model, not a curated record. Gene Ontology annotation, cellular component: extracellular region. Gene Ontology annotation, molecular function: CXCR chemokine receptor binding; chemokine activity. The transcript has 3 exons. NCBI's taxonomy places the organism in Eukaryota, Metazoa, Chordata, Mammalia, Eulipotyphla, Soricidae. Bases 44 to 385 code for a protein of 113 amino acids. Gene Ontology annotation, biological process: chemokine-mediated signaling pathway; inflammatory response; neutrophil chemotaxis.
CAACGGUUGCUGCACUCUCUGGUCCUGCUCUCCGCUCUUGGACAUGAGCCUCCGAGCCUCCUGCCUCCCACCCGGCGUCGCAGCGCUGCUCUUGGGGCUUCUGCUUCUGCCUGCUCUGGUUGCCCUGACCAAAGCCUCUCCAGCAAUCCCAGAGGACCCAGAAGAAGGAGAUAGAGACCUGCAAUGCCUGUGUGUGAAGACCACCCCCCAGUUCCACCUCAAGCACAUCUCCAGCCUGGAGGUGAUUAUGGCCAGUGCCCACUGUCCUACCCUCCAAGUGAUAGCUACACUGAAGAAAGGGAGGAAAAUUUGCUUGGAUCCUCAAGUCUCAAAGAAUAAGAAUAUUCUCAGGAAAAUUCUGAAGAGUCAGCUACAAGCUGCGUAAAUCCUUU